Molecule: messenger RNA, 252 nt
Organism: Funneliformis geosporum
Lineage: Eukaryota; Fungi; Glomeromycota; Glomeromycetes; Glomerales; Glomeraceae
Source: the annotation of a GenBank genome assembly
AUGGUAGAAAAUGAUGAGAAUGAAGAUAACAAGCAUUAUGAUCAUGAUAGUGAUAAUGAUGAGGAUGAUAAUAAUAUAUAUAAGGAUGAAAUAGAAGAUACAAUAGAAAAUAUUGAUGAGGAUGUGUAUGAUUGCAAUGAUGAUAAUGAUACAGAUAAGAAUGAAAUAGAUGAUACAGUGGAAAAUAAUUUUGGAGAAGAUGAUCAUAAUAAGAAUGAUGAAGAAGAAGACAUGGAUGUAGAACUUGUUUAG